This is a messenger RNA of Leptinotarsa decemlineata (Colorado potato beetle), 554 nucleotides long. RefSeq names its product pheromone-binding protein-related protein 6. NCBI's taxonomy places the organism in Eukaryota, Metazoa, Arthropoda, Insecta, Coleoptera, Chrysomelidae. The record is from RefSeq and is a predicted model, not a curated record. Gene Ontology annotation, molecular function: odorant binding.
AACUCCUUUCCAGUUUGGAUGAUUAAAAUGAACACCAUCACACUAGUUUCAUUUUUGGCUCUGUGUUUCUACUCAGCAUAUGCCUAUCUGGAUCCAAAGAAAUAUGGUGAGAAAUUGAGUAAGAAAGGUAAUGAGUGGCACGACAUUUGUACUGAUGUGACUGGCGCGACGGAUGAAAUGAUAAGACAGGUCCGAGAUGGUAAUUUUAUCGAAGAAGAAAAAAUGAAGAGAUACAUACUGUGUCUGUGGAGAGUUUCUAGAAUUAUGGACAGAAAUAUGAAAGUAGAUCACGUGGUAUUGAAAGAAGUACUACCUGAAGUGCGGCAUGGAAGCUUUCCACAGGAAACCAGGGACUGUCUUGUGAACUCCAGAAAUUUAGAUCUGAAGGAGAAUUAUGAUAAGAUAUACGAAUUUGAGAAAUGCAUGUACAAGCUGAAUCCAGAAGAAUUCAUCAUGUUUUGAAAGGAAUAGAAGACAAGAAGAACUUGCUUGUAUGCUAUUGUGGAAAUAUAUUCGAUAUUGAGUGUUAUAUUCAAUAAAUAUUCAGCAUUUAA